Acanthaster planci (crown-of-thorns starfish) is the source of this 6535-nucleotide messenger RNA. Its product is annotated as cyclin-dependent kinase 5 activator 1-like. The record is from RefSeq and is a predicted model, not a curated record. Gene Ontology annotation, biological process: axon guidance. Gene Ontology annotation, molecular function: protein kinase binding; cyclin-dependent protein serine/threonine kinase activator activity. Gene Ontology annotation, cellular component: cytoplasm; growth cone; protein kinase 5 complex. NCBI's taxonomy places the organism in Eukaryota, Metazoa, Echinodermata, Asteroidea, Valvatida, Acanthasteridae.
UUAGGUAGUGACGUGCGGUUUCCUCACAGGGAGGGAGAGCCGGUCGGACGGCCUCACAUACACAGCGUAUAAGCAUUGGGCAAGGCGCCUGACAUCACCAUUCGAUCUCGUCGAGAUAGAGUGAAAGGAAACGAUCGCAUUAGACUUCUAUCACAGCAGUGCAGGAGACACGCAGCAUGAUUGGGGCAGAAAUUUAGUCACAAACACCCGGAAAGGCAACCGAUACGAGCCCAGCGAGCAACCUAGCCAGAGUAUUGUUUGGUAGUCAAUAUCGGUAGGCAGUCUAACACAAAGAUAGGUCUCCUAAGUAGGAAGCAGUUCUGCUUUUUCAAGAGCCGAACUGCGAGCAAAGAGGAACCAGCAGUCGCCAUGGGGACUGUGCUGUCCAUCUCGCCCAGGCCUCAUAAAGAUAACGGCAACUAUGGCGACACCGCAUCGCUCAGCGUCAGUAAUCUCAACAUGCUGUACAACAGCAAGAAUUCAUCCAACAACAACGCUAAGGAGAACCUACUGGCCGACACCACGCGGCCUAUGCGAAAACAUUCGGCCAUGUUCAUCAGUGCCCUUGGCUGGAAGAUGUUCAACGUGUCCAGCAAGAAAAGGACUGCCAGCACUGGUGUCUCGACCACGUCCUUUACAAAUAAUCAGUUCUAUACUGGCAUUGACAAAGUCAACAAUAACCACGUCCUAAAACCAAAGAAUCAAGUCGCCAAUAAUAACACUAACCAAACGCUGCAGCGCCAACGGUCCGAAAUCAACACCACAGCAGGCCACGACGUGGAGUCCAGCAUCAAAAAGUCCUUCUCCUGUUUCAAUCUCAAUUCCCACUGUCAGUCCAACUCUAACAGCCAAAACCAGAACGUCAAGAACAACAACUCCUCCUUCUGCGGUCUCCGGAAGUCUUCCAGUGGCCAGCUGAAGGUGCCAGCUGUCCCGCCGAAGAAGGUAGUCCAAUCGUCCACCAGUGAACUCUUGAAAUGCCUGGGGAACUUCGUCAGCAGGCGGUGCCCUCAUCUCCGCAGCUUCGAUGCCAACGACGCCAUUGUCUGGCUACGGGCAGUUGACCGGUCGCUCCUCGUUCAAGGAUGGCAGGACAUCAACUUUCUCAAUCCGGCGAACGUGGUAUUCGUGUUCAUGUUGGUGCGGGACCUCGUUUCCAUCCAGGAGAUACAAAGCGAAUUAGAACUCCAGGCCACGGUACUCACCUGUCUCUAUUUGUCCUACAGUUACAUGGGUAACGAAAUCAGCUACCCACUGAAGCCCUUCCUUGUGGAACAGGACAAGGAUAACUUUUGGACACGAUGUCUGAAGAUCAUCAAUAACUGCAGCUCCAAGAUGCUGCGAAUUAACAGAGACUCUAACUACUUCACCGAUGUCUUGGGUGAACUUAAGUCGUACGGCAAAAGUUAAAGGUACGGGUGUGCUAUUGCUAAGUCUGUCAAACCAUGGUCAAACGAACGGAGUAUUCGUGUAAGCUUAUCAAUGUGAAGGUUUGUCUAUUAUGUAUCUGUUCACGAGGGUGACAGAGAUAUUUGCUUCGUUCUUCUCAAAAUCCUGACCAAGAAAGUUUCUGUUUUGUUCGUCAGCAUGAAUAUAUUUUUAACCAAAAUGUGCAGUGGCACAAGUGGAAGAUGUUAGACAGCAAAACCGUCUGUCUUGUGUCACCAAAAGAAAUGAUUUACGUCAGUACUUAAAAAUGGAACAUUCUGUGAAAGUACUGAAACUUUGCUUUGCCGUUUAACUGAUCUAACCCGCACAAUCAUUUUUGAGAAAUGCAUUUAGAUCGUAUCACCUGAGUGCUUCAGACAUACAUGUAUUUUACUUGAUGAGCAAUGGCUUUUAUGUUUAUGGGUCCUUUAACCAAGAAAGAGAUACUAGAAAUCUGAUCGCGUACUGUUUUGAUCGAAACUGUAAAGUGUAAAGUCACUCGUGGACUGGAGUUUAGAAUUUGCUAUGUGCGAUACCGAAAUGUGCAGGCAUUAUGUAUCCUCGCUGCCAAAUCGCAUGCCUGUACAGCGCAAGAUAGUGUGGGUGCUAUUUAUGGGGACCUUUCUUGCUGAUGCGUGUGUGAAAUAGCUGCACGUGAAAGAUUUCAAGCAAUGUCGAGGCACUUGAUAACAGGCGACAUUUGUCUGGUAUUGGCAUUCGGGGGGUUUCGGUCAAGUUCUAUCGGCAACGCUUUGCGUGUUUGGGGGAGGCUUCAAAACAGUUCUCAUCAUUUGUCAUAUCCAAUAAAAUUUGCAUCUGGAUAGUUAUCUUGCAGUAGUAAAUAAGACCAUAUUGCCAAACAACAGGAUAAGUUGUCAUGGCCAGUAUCCUCAAAUCACCAUCGAAAGAGAAAACGCACGGAUAACGUUUCAACACAAUUUCCUCUUGACGUACAUGUACGUGUACAUGCAGAUUCACAUAACAUAUCUUGGUUUCAGUCACGCAGCAAACCCUCCAGAAAAGUGUGGUUCAACGUAUUUUUGCAUAAUAAUUCUAUUUUAGGACUGGGACACCUAGGGAUGACUUCACUGUUCAUUGGCAGUAUUGUCUGUAAUUUAUAAUUCACCGCUAUCUGGUAAUUAAAAUAAUGAAUCUUAUAUAAUUAGUUUUACUAGUACAAUUCCUUUCCGCAUCGAUCACAUUUUAGCCACGAUACACAAUGAGAAGCCAUCGGAUUUUUUUUUACUACGUGAAGGUGUGUGCAGCUGUUUUCUUCACCGAUUUCCAAUAUGGCUGACUACUUAGAGUCUUUCGCAGUUGCUGAUUGGUCGACGCCAUGCUCGCACACGGUGCAGACGUGGGGCAUUAAUUAUGGAAUGAGAUAUUAAUUAUGUUGAGUAUCGUCUGCAGCACGGAGAGCUAGCAUUAUAAUACCGACUGAUGUAGUAUGAGUCUGUCAUAAAUUGUGUGUGAUAUUUAUUUUGAUAUAAAAGAUUUCUUUUAUUGUGCUAGAUUGUAUAGAAAGGUAUCACUUUUAUUUAUUCGCAACUAAGAUGACACGAAGUUGUAACGAUAACUAACUCUUUUGUAUUUCUCAGUGAACAAACGUAUGAUAGCUCUCUCAUUUUGUAAGUCCAUUAAUGACUCGCGUCAGUUGGGAGUUACCACGAAUAAAUGAUGGAUUAUAGACCGAUUCAUUCGUCACGCUAGUAUAACAGGCGAGGGAAAACUGUUCUUUAACCAAACUUACUUAUUUUCUGUCAUCAAACCGUUCUGAGAGCGUCGUCAUGGCAACGGAUAUUGACAGCAGUUUUGCUUUGAGCAGCUCUCUGCACUGCCUGCGAGCUCUGCAAGAAAAAUUCUACGCCGUUAAUUUAUCGAUUCAUAUACCUCUGCGCGAAAAAGUUUUUGUUUCCACGAUGAAAGGGUACAUCCAGAUCUUUGCCAAAUAUAUUUAUGUUGUUGCCAGAGUGAGUCUUAUAUGAACGAAAAGGGAUUUAAUAGAAUUAAGGGCCCGUUGGUCUUUUUAAUGUUAACAUGUAAACCGAUUACAUCAUGGUGUCAUAUGCCGAUUUGUCUGAAGAAUGGCAGAAACGUCUUUGUAUUUUAGAAGGUAAGCAAAACAACCGACUUGAAAUCCCUAAUGCCCGUUUGAAAAUAUAAUUUAUACUAAUUUAAACAAUCUUCAUGAAUAAAUUAGAACCUCAAAUUUUGACGGAACUCGCCAGGUAUGCUGGAAUCUGCUGCAGCUAUCAGUCACGGAAGGUGUCAGUGACAAAUCUUUGCACACACUCCGACACGACCCGGUAAAUAUCUUGAGAUUUAAGCGGGGGUGAGCCAGUACGGCCUAUGACGUCAUUGCGCGGCCGAAGCUAGCAGCUGAGGCUGCUGCUCAGUCUGCUGCAAGCUGGUAAAUUUUCCCGGAGAAACAGCUUCUGUUUUAAGAGGCUUUUGGUGAAAUUUCAUCGUGAUUUCGUUUUCAUUGUCAAUUUCAAGAAGUUUACACUAAAAAAACGCAGGACAACUUUUUUGCUUAAAGCGACAUACCAGACGAGUAGCUUAACUGUUGGGCAAACAGAUUACCAUACCCCGAUGAUUCUCUCCUGAUUGUUAAUUUUUUAGGAAUAAAAGAGUGGGUAAAAAGUGGUUGUGCAAGUAAUGUUUUCUACAACAAAUAAGUGAUACGCCCGGUACUUACACCCAUCAUUUAAAAAAUAAAUUGGCCAGCUUUUUGCAGUGUAUUAUUGUAUCAUAAGUUUAAUGAUUAACAAUAUCCUUUUGCAACCUUCUUACCUUGAUUGUUUCUCAAGUACAAAAUUUGCAACAAGCUUUCGUAAAAUAUCACCCCAAUUAUAUUACCUCUGAAAGUUAUCUCCUUGGUACCUUGCAGUACUUAAAAAAUAGUGUACUUUUACAAAUGUACCACCAAUCACGACAGUCACUUUUACUCACCGAUCGAUCUAUCACGUGUUUGUACAUAUUCAUUGCCCACAUACAGUAUAUUAACGUUAUACAUGUGCAAGAUCGGUAUUAAGAAAAGUCAUUGUUCAAUAAACCGGCGUAUAAUUAUAUCGUUUAAUAUUAUUAAGUCAUGUCUAUUAUCUAAAAACCAAAAAGUUCAUGUGUGUAUGGAAUGUGGUGCUUCAGCCAAAUGACAUCAAUCUGUUCCUGCACAUGCAAACGGUAUCUAGUCAUUGUGAAGAAUUUUAUAGAUGUAUAUAAAUUGAAUCAUGGUUGUUUAUGUAUAUAUCGUAAAUCAAUGGUAAAGCACGCUGCAAUAUUACAUUGAUCUGGUUAAAUGUACUCAUACGUCUGCUGCUGCCAAGUGUAUUUCUAAAGAUCUUUCAUACAUGCAAUUACAUGGAUGAACAUAUAUGUUCAGUCUGGGAAUACCUUUCCGUUGUUUCUAACAUUUCUAUAGCUUGAUAAAAUGACAUAGAGGAAAAAAUAGCUUUACAUUGUAACAUGUAUAUGACGGAAAAUUCAUCAACUGACCAUUGAUUAAGAAUCAGAGAAGCAUUUUUUCAUAGAUUAUCACAUUACAUCUUAAGAGUGUUCAUUGGUUGUUGUAAUCAACAAGAAUUCGAUUUGACGAUGACUAACACGAAUUACGUAUGCUGUGUGUAAUAACGGCGUACAACGAAUCGAGUGUUUUAAUAUUAUUCAUUAACCCGGGGCGCUAUAUCCAACAAGCGCACCUCGUAUGCCAUGUUUUUAGUGGAUCUGAAGAAGACUCCUGCUCGUGAUAGCCUGUUCUUUGCCUGAAGUAAUCAGCCAGCGAUGACUUAUCGUGCCUGUGAGAAAAAGGCACGAUGGAGAUAGAGUCUGGCCAGGCUACGGCAAUUACUUGGUCGUAUGUACGCUUGUUGACGCAACGGAUGCAGGGAGACGAGCGACCUUCGGUGUUUUCUAGAGGAUGAUUGCAACGAGUUGACAGCUUCGGAAUUAAUAACAGCGAACUAGUUAGGCAAAAUAUAAAUCAUGGCGCCUACAAAUAUUGUUCUGGAACUGAUUGUUCUGUUUUGCAAAAAUCAACUCGAUAAUUGUAAUUACUAAAUUUUAUUCCGGAAUCUCAUAAGUUCUGGUCACAUUCUAAAUUUAACUGCUUUUUAAACUUGCAUUUUUGCGUUGGGGAGAUGCUGUUUUCCAGUAACGGGUUUUGCCCUUAAACCGACGUGUAUUUAUAACACUUGUAUACUCCGUGAGUAUAAAGUGUUAUGAAUAUACCUUGGUGUGAGGACAAAACCCGUUACUAAAAAAAAAUCCGGUUUGUUUAAAACAGUUGAUUCACUAUUGAACAAUUUCUCACCAUUAAAGAUUGCAAAAUGUCUGUUAUUCCUCCACUGAAAUAAAAAAACUGUGCGAGAUGUCUAUUCACAGGGCCAUUUAACCUACUUAAAUAAACACGUUUCGUAUGGGAAAGGGUGAUAUUGAUGUACUGGUCCCCGUAAAUUCUCACACUUUUUGUAUAUCAUUUUUCAAAGUUCUCGAAGCGCAUUUCGCAAACAGGGCGAUAUCCAGUUCAUCCGUUUACGUAAAUGCGACUGUCAUGUACAUUCAGAGUACUCGAUCUUAUUGGUUAGUGCAGCAACGAAUACAUUAUUUUACCUAACAAAACCAACUGCUUGUCAAAAUGCUCAAUAAAGCAGCACGUAGUUAUGAUGACUGGUCAGCAAUUGUAAAAAAUCGUUAUAAAUGCCGGCACACAACUCUGAUUGGUAUGAUUUCCACCUCGAUUGUCUUGAGGCUAUUAUGUAAUAAUCCUCGGAAUUUCUUCAUACAUUGUGUCGACGUCUUUCCACUUCAGAUGAAGUAGAAGCUGUACUUAGAUUAGGAAUGUCAUUUGGCUGAGUACCUUUAACUUUACGCAACAUAAUUGUAACAGUGUGUAUCAAACCAAAACAGGUUAGUAUAAAUAUAAAAAUUUACUGUCAGUGUUGAGGUAUAUAUUAUACGUACUGUGAUGUACAUAAUUUUUGCAAAAAUAUUGUAUUUGAUUUAAUGAUUUUUUUUAAUGAUGUCUCCCACCUUGUGCAUAGAACACCAAGAUGGUGGUGCAAUGUAGUGUCGUUCGGAUAUCAUUAAAUCAUGUAUCACACGGAAACAG